ACUUGUGGGUUUCGUUUCUAAAUCGACUUGAGCUGCAAAAGAGAUCAACAAUGACGGAACAGCAGGAAGAAAAGCGCUACGAUCCCAACGACACGACUCUGAAGUUUGUAACGCGCAAGGAUGAAAUAACCUUGGAUGAUGACCCGGCGAUCCUUCGAGCCGAGAUGUCCUGUGGUCAUGCCGUCACCCCAGAAUCCCUGACAGGAUGGUGUCGCAGUCUACUAGAUCAGGGUCAGUACAAGUUCACAUGCCCUGCACUUAUUGGUGAAAACGCCAGACAGAAGUGCAAUGCCGAAUGGCCCUAUGUGGAGGUGCGGAGGCUGGCUUUACUCACACAAGAGGAGCAGAGCCAUUUUGAAGAGACCAUGGCUGUCUUGGCUGCAGCUGAGUACUGUGAACACAAAACUUGUCCUGGCUGUCAGUCAUUUGUUGAGAGAGCCGACAUUACCAACCUCUGUGUCAUUUGCACGAUCUGCACGGCUGAGAAGGGCAGAGCAUUUCAGUUCUGCUGGCAGUGUAUGAAGGGAUGGAAAGGUCCAGGCCCUCGAUCUGACCGCUGUGACAACCCUGGCUGCACCAAUCCAGACCUAGAGAAGUUGGCAAAAUGUCGUGAUAUACUACUACCAGCGGUUCAAAAUGUGAGCUGUCCCUCAUUGCGAGCUUGUCCCACUUGUGGCAAUCUAGUGGAGCAUGACACAACCGGCUGUAAGAAUAUCAUAUGCAAUCGCUGCAGGGUAGAGUUCUGCUUUGUUUGCCUUAAAGUCACAAAAACAUGCUUAAAAACGAGCACGCAUUUUACUCUCUGCUCAGAUGGAGUUGUGCCACGGCAGACUUCCAUUCCAAACUGGAAGAGAAAUUAACAAUAUUGAGGGAGUCAACCAAACAAAAUGGCAUUUUAGACAAGUGUAAUAUUUGUCGGGGUUUCUGCAGGAUCUAUAUAGGUAAAUUUAAGACUUUAAAGACAUUUAAGAAUAACUUGACUGGCUUAGUCUUGAAAUAAAAUAACAUACUCUUUAUUCAUGUUUGUUUUCUUGAGAGGAGAAAAUACAAGUGAAUGUGCCAGUGUUUAUAUUACACAAUGGUCACAUUCAUCUCCAUGGUGUGGAAUAAUUAUAUUAACCAUGAAAGAAAAUCUAAAAAGCUUUUGUUUCUCAUGCUGGUGUAUGUGCAUGUAAAUAAGCUUA
Danio aesculapii is the source of this 1184-nucleotide messenger RNA. RefSeq lists its product as uncharacterized. The record is from RefSeq and is a predicted model, not a curated record. NCBI's taxonomy places the organism in Eukaryota, Metazoa, Chordata, Actinopteri, Cypriniformes, Danionidae. Bases 51 to 860 code for a protein of 269 amino acids. The transcript has 4 exons.